AGCUAGUCCCUUAUUUACUUUCCACUUUUCAUUCUUGCUAACGUUACUAGUGCGUUGUUUCAGGAACAGAGCUUGGAAGCUGGUAUCAAAAACAUGGCAUUAAUUGUUGAAGGACUGGUCGGCUCGUCGGAUUGUGGAGCACGAGCUGGAAAGCCGAUUCUCGUGGAACCAGCAGCGCAUCAAGAUCAAGUAAAGAGGUAGGGACCUUUGUCAAUUCAAAUGACCGAGCAUGGACCACAUGCCAGAGCUUUCUACCAUGUCAUUCCAGGAGCUAAUGGCUAUAAGAUACUCCUGAAAGUUCCUACCGUCUUGGCACAACGUCAAUCCUCCUCGAACUUUGAAUCCAGCAUCAUGAGCGAGGAAACCCGUCCUUUGAUCAGUGGCAAGCGAGAACGUUACGAAGAUGAGGAGCUCGUACUCACGCCUUUCACUGCUUUUGCUAGAAAGGUUGGUGCCGAGUUCAUUGGAACGUUCAUUCUCAUCUUCACCGCCGCGGCAACUCCUAUAGUGAACAAGCAGCUCGGUGGUCUUUCGGUCUUUGCACUGUCUGCUACUCCCGCCCUGGCCGUGACGACCAUCAUCUUCUCAACCGGCCAUAUUUGUGGAGCGCAUCUAAAUCCAUCCGUCACUAUAAGUUUCGCUGCUCUCGGACAGUUUCCUUGGAUCCAGGUUCCCGUCUAUAUUUUCGCGCAGCUCCUGGCAUCUGUUCUGGCCUCUUUCAUUCUCAAAGGGGUCUACUAUCCAGAUAUCGCCGCAGGAGUGACGGUUCCCAUUGGAUCGGACCUCCAAGCUUUCGUCCUGGAGCUCGUGAUAUCCUUCAUCCUCAUGUUUGUCAACACAGCUCUCGCCACCGAUAGAUCUGCGGUUGGAGACAUGGCAGCCGUCGCAGUGGGCGCUACAGUGUUUGUCAACAACUUGGCCGCAAGCCAAGCGACUGGAGCAUCGAUGAAUCCAGCCAGAACUAUCGGCCCUGCCAUCGCCGCCAAUUGCUACAAGAGCCUCUGGGUCUACAUAGUGGCACCGACGCUUGGUUGUCUUCUCGGUGCCGCCGGCUACACGAUCGUGAGAACCACCGGCGCGAGCAAGCCCAAGAAAUGGGGAAGAAACGAGCUGCUCCAGUGAGUGAGUGAAUAUUCCGGGUUUGAAUAAGAAUAUCCUACCUCAAGU
Molecule: messenger RNA, 1167 nt
Organism: Selaginella moellendorffii
Lineage: Eukaryota; Viridiplantae; Streptophyta; Lycopodiopsida; Selaginellales; Selaginellaceae
Product: probable aquaporin NIP5-1
Exons: 6
Coding region: 220-1122 (300 amino acids)
Biological process (GO): transmembrane transport
Cellular component (GO): membrane
Molecular function (GO): channel activity
Source: RefSeq, a predicted model, not a curated record